Scophthalmus maximus (turbot) is the source of this 2188-nucleotide messenger RNA. RefSeq names its product kelch-like family member 6 (gene klhl6). Gene Ontology annotation, molecular function: protein binding. NCBI's taxonomy places the organism in Eukaryota, Metazoa, Chordata, Actinopteri, Pleuronectiformes, Scophthalmidae. The record is from RefSeq and is a predicted model, not a curated record. The coding region runs from base 255 to 2066 and encodes 603 amino acids. The transcript has 7 exons.
AGUUAGGGGAACUCUUGUCAACACAAGAAGCGUCUAGCGGCUAGAAACGAGCAAUGCAACACACGUGUUCGUUGCCGAACAGGAAUAGGAAGUGCGAGGAGGACAGGAAGAAACAAAUCCACUUCUCAGAGCGACACAUAUGUUGCAAGCACAAACCACAGGGCAUGAUUCUCUGUCUUCUCACGGGUGCAGGUGCACCUGAAGAAGUUGCAAGCUGUCCGUCGGUUUUCUGAAGAGCUUCUGGUGCAUAAAAGAUGAGUGACUCACUGGAGAGCACCACAGACGACCACUUGCCUCUGAUUGGGAACGACUGCAGCCCAGAUGAGGAGAGAGAGAACCAGACAGGAGCAAGUGAGUUGUGCUGGGAAGAUGGGGGCCUACCUGUUGAGCUGCAGAGAGGCAUGGAGACCCUGCGAGUGAACAGUGAACUCACUGAUGUGAUACUGAAAGUGGAAGGACAUUGCUUCCCCUGCCACAGAGCCAUUCUUGCUGCUGCCAGUCAGUACUUCAGGGCGAUGUUUUGCAGUGGUCUGAGGGAGAGUCAUGAGGAUUGUGUGGAAAUAAAGGGGUUAGACAGCGGGACAAUGCGCUCUCUCCUGGAGUACACCUACACCAGCCGAGCCCUCCUCACACACUCAAAUGUCCAGAGAAUACUUGAGGCUGCAAGUCAAUUUCAGUUCCUGCGUGUGGUGGAUGCAUGUGCUGACUUUCUGAGCAAGUCUCUGCACCUGGAGAAUUGUAUCGGGAUCCUGAAUCUGGCUGAGAGUCACUCCCUGCCGGCCCUGAAGACCACGACUCAGGACUACAUCACCCGUCAGUUCUCCCAGGUGGUGCUGCAGCAGGAUUUCCUCGAGCUGCCGGCAGAGUCGAUGGAGACUGUCCUAAAGAGGGACGACCUUGGUGUGAAGUGUGAGGAGUGUGUGUUUGAGGCACUCAUGCACUGGGUGAGAGCCCGGCAGGAUGAACGCUGUCCUCUACUGGCCAUGUUGCUCUCGCAUGUGCGACUGCCGUUGCUGGAUCCGGCAUACUUUGUAGAAAAAGUGGAGCCGGAUGAACUGAUACGCCACUGCAGUGAGGCUUUUCCUUUGUUGCAAGAGGCCCGCAGCUAUCACCUCUCUGGCAGGGAGGUGGUCUCGGAACGAACCAAACCGCGCAUACGCCACUUUCUGUCAGAGGUGUUCUUGAUCAUCGGAGGCUGCACCAAAGACGAACGCUUCAUUUCCACUGUCACCUGUUUGGACCCACUUAGACGCAGCAGGCUGGAUGUUGCCAGGCUGCCGCUCACAGAGAUGGAGAACGAAACCCAAAACCGAAAAUGGGUGGAGUUCGCCUGCAUCACCUUCCGCAAUGAACUGUACAUAUCUGGAGGGAAGGAGACACAGCAUGAUGUUUGGAAAUACAAUGGUGCCCUGGACAAGUGGAUCCAAAUUGAGCCCCUGUCAACUGCGCGCUGGAGACACAAAAUGGCCGUCAAUGCGGGGAAGGUGUACGUGCUGGGUGGAUUCGAUGGAGUUCAGAGACUUGCCAGUGUAGAGGCCUAUGAUCCCUUUCAUAAUCGCUGGACACAGGUGACACCUCUCGCAGAAGGCGUGAGCUCCUUUGCUGCUGCAAGCUUUGACAGAUGGAUCUAUGUGAUUGGCGGCGGGCCGAACGGAAAGCUCGCAACUGACAAGGUUCAGCGCUGGGAACCGGGCACAGACUGCUGGGAACUGCAGGCACCAAUUCCCAUUGAAACCAAAUGCACUAACGCUGUAACAUUCAAGAACUGCAUCUAUAUAGUUGGUGGUGCCAUCCACGCCAUGUACUGCUACUCCCCUCUGUCUGACUCGUGGUCCCUUGUGACCCGUCUGGGGGAGAGGGCAAGCUGCGCCAUCGCUGCCUGUAACAACAAACUCUUCAUCACUGGAGGCCGAGAUAACAAAAACCAGGUUAUCUCUACAGUGAUGUGCUGGGACGUUGCACUAAAGGUGCUGACAGAGGAGUGUGUUUUACCCAUGGGAGUGUCGCACCACGGCAGUGUGACACUCAUGAAGUCCUACACACAAAUACUACUGUACACAAAGUAACGCCUGCUUCCAAGUGCCGAUGACCCAGGAAUCUGCAAAACAGGGCCAUGUUGUCGCUGAGAAUGUUUGUAAAAAUAAUGCAUUCAAAGUGAAUUAAAUAAAUGCUUUUACAUGCAUGACAA